Messenger RNA from Leishmania major strain Friedlin, 7635 nucleotides. RefSeq lists its product as hypothetical. NCBI's taxonomy places the organism in Eukaryota, Euglenozoa, Kinetoplastea, Trypanosomatida, Trypanosomatidae. The transcript has a single exon. Bases 1 to 7635 code for a protein of 2544 amino acids. The record is from RefSeq and is a predicted model, not a curated record.
AUGGAGGAUGACGCCGCGGCCGAGACGACCUCGAUCAAUUUCUCCUUAGUCUUGUCGAAUGGCAGCGGUGAUGUGGCCGGCGGCAGCAGCACGGAGUCGCCGCCGAGCGACGACAACGGGAUUAUUCGAGCCGGCCGUGGUGAUGUGCACCACCUGAUGCCCGCCAUACAAGUGCCGAAGCCGAUGCGGCUGCAGCCGCCCACCUCGCCGAUACCGGCGUUGCGAGCGGCCCUUCCGCCGUCCUCGUCGACCCCGUUCGGGGAUGAAGCGUCAGACGGCGGUGCACCAUCGUCGGCCGCCUCUCCUGCCUCGGCGCACGUGGCGAAGUCCAUCACGCCUUUUCAGGAGAUUCACCCGGCAGAGCUGCCGUGCAAGAGGCGUGUUGCCAGCCCCUCCUUGGAAAAAGAUGUGAGCCUUGAUUUUGUGCGAGCUGUCCAGCGACUCGACUCGGAGAACUUCCAGAGAUCGUGGAGUCGCAGCACCGUCAGCGGGGGCGACGGCGACGACGACGACAGCGAGCACAGCGGCAACGACGUCAGUGCCAAGCGACGGUGUCACCAAGGUGCCGCAGGUAAUGCCAUCAACGAGGGUGAACAAGCGACUCAGGCGCCGGCGCAGUCGCCGUCGUCGACGGCCCCAUCUCGGCAGCUGCUUGUGCCACCGCAGCAGCCGACCAGAGCAAGAAACGUGGCAGCGACCACCUCCACCCUCAUCGCCACCACCGCAGACGAGACUAUAAACUUCGAGGAAGAGCAGAAUGAUGACACGGAUGAUACGACGGCGGCGCCGGUGGCUGCUGCCGCGCCGCCGUCUCGUACGAGUGCCGUCAAACAAGCGGCACUUCCACCACCCCAAGAGCAGCACCAGCGUCGGGGCACAGCGCUGACGCCUUCCACGGAGCUGAGAGCCACUGCACACGAAUCACCGCCGCUGCUGCCAUCAACGACAGCGGGCACAACGCCUUCGAAGAAUAUAUCCGGACCGAAACCGCAGACCCCGACGUCGCCACCCGCGCAACAGCCAAGGAAUGAGCAUCGGCGGUCCUCUUCUUCGUCGUCGCGCAAUACCAGCCCUGGCUACACUGUCUCCGCGGCCACGGCCGCGACGAUCACGGGCGCAGCCGACGUCGGCGGUGCAACGCUGCCCACGGCAUCGCUCGCGAGCCAUGGGCGCAUUGCGUUACCCGAUGCGGACCCGCAGCACUACCCGCCGUACCUGCGGGUGCUGUCCAGCAGCAUGCAGAACGAAGACGACCCGAUGUACUGCACCGUGAGCGAGAUGACGAUGGCGAAUCCGGUGACGCCGCGCGGCGGCGUCUCGCUGCCACUUUUGGGUCUCAACACGGGUCCCCAGCAGGCCCGUGGCACCUCUGGGGGAAGCCUGUACCUCUCCCCUCUCCGCCCUUCGUUGCGGUCAGCCGCGGCAGGUCGCCGAGUGCAGUCUUCAGACUUCUCACUCGAUGAGUCCAACGCGCUCCUGACGCUGAACACGGCUCGCGAGGUUGUGAAGUCGGCGACAGCGGGGGCCAAGGAAUCGACGUACUUUCGAGACGUGGCCUUUGAGGACGGCGCCGAGCCGGCGUCGACGUCAACGCCGUCUCAAAGCAUGCUGGGCCUGCACGGCAAGCCCCUGCCCAGUUUCGUCCAGCCGGCUCUGGUGAAGCGAACAGCCGAUGGUCGCACGACCGCGGGCGGCGGUCGCCUCUCUCCGCCAGCGUCACCGCGACAGCUGCCGCACCCCUCUGCCCCGCCGGCAAUCGUUGCAGAGCUCAAGUGCCACGCAGAGCGUGAGGAGGACGACGAGAAGGAGCACACUCUGAGACCGACGAGCACUCCGUCGCCGCGAGAGACUCGGGUCGGUGGCGAAGGCGCUCAUCGUGGGCGCAGGAGCGCGUCCUCGAUCUUCAAGUCCUUCCCCUCCGAAACCAUCUGCGGCCGCAGUAGGAACUCCGUAGCAGCCAAGUCGGGCGUCGACGAGCAUGGCGAAGGCGGUGGCGAGGGUCGCGAUGUCAAGGCGAGCGGUCGCAGCACCAGCUCCAUCCAAUCCACCCGCAGCAGCAGCCUCGCCUCCGGCCUGUCGCGGCUGUCCUCCAUGUUCAAGCGGCUGGUCAGCGGCGCCGCGCACGGGCGUGUAGAGGUCAAAACACAGCGGCCACUUCAAGCGUCUUCUUCGUCGUUGCAGCAGCAGCAGCAGCAGCAGCAACGGACUCGCCAGCGCGAGGACAACGCCGCCACAACCACUGCCGUCGCGGCAUUGGUGACGUCGACGCUGGGGAACACCGUGAAGGUCACCGACAGCAGUACCGACCUCCGCUCCGCUGACACACAAGUCGGACGCAAGCAGAGGCAGCCACCGCCGGCCGUCACCCCCGCAGUGGCAUCAGCAACCGUAGUCAAGCCAGGACGCGCGACGCCGACACGCGAGAUAACAAGCUCGUGGCACGGCGACUCCAUCGACUUCCCCACGGCCGACGAAGAGGAUCGAGGGCUUGGCGAUGGCGUAGUGGGGGUGGCGCCACUGAUACCACCAGCCGCAGCAGUGCCAGCAGUACCUGUAGAGGGUGCGUGUGGCAGUGCUGAGGAGAGUAAGGGGCAGCGGAAGAAAAAGAACGCGGAGCGCCCUGUCCGCCGUCGGCGGCGGCGGCGUCGUCAUGACGCAGAAGCGCAAGAUGGCACCUCGUCAUCGGCAUCGGCGACAGGAGGCGAUGAUCGGCGCAGCAGCAGCAGCAGCAGUGCCGGUGACGUCGACACCUCCUCCUCGUCUACGUUCUUGACAUCCGCGUCGGGCGCUAAAAAACCUCGUCGCCGGCGCGGGGAAACAGGGCGACGGAGCGGACCACGGCGGCAUCGACACCGACGCGAGGGGCGAAAACACCAGAAUGAACAAGACAAUAGUGUGUCGAAGUAUCCUCAGGACCGCCCGUCCUCCUCGACACCGCCGCUGAAGUCGCAGUCCUCCGACAGAUCUGCAAGCAGCAACGGCCGACUAGAUCGCAGCAGCCGGCGCCUGUCACAACGGGGCUGCCGUCAACGUUGUGACGCCAACGAUCGCGGUCUUGCCGCCAGUGGCAAGGCUUUGGCCAGCAGGAUAGCGAACCAGAGACGCUAUCGACGUGCACUGCGUGGCGACGGCGAAUCGCCGCGCACCUUCCGACGCCCCUGCGAGGGUGCUCGGCAUCACAAUACCGCCAACGACAACUCUGACCGAGGCGACCCCGGCGACCCCGGCGGUUCCUUCAGCAGGGACUGUCACGGCGACAUGGUCCCGCCGCCGAUAGCCUCUGCCGCUAUGCUCGCAGCGCGACGUCGCGAGCUGCGCACGAAGUCGCGCGUCAGCUCCUCAGUGAACCACUUCGCUGUGUCGCGGCGCACACGUCCAGCGACACGGCAUCGGCAGGAGCUGCUGCGUCAUGCCGGUCACGCAAGCCUUGCCCGACUGCAGAAACGCGAUGGAGAGCGGACGAGCGGGUCCGAGAAGCCGGCAGCUGUGGUCGCUGAGGCCGUGGCGGCGUCGCGCGGUGCGUCUCCGUCGCAACUGUGGGCCAGCUCGCGGCAGACCACAGUGAAGUCGCAUCAGAGCAGCACGGCACCGUUCCUGCCACAGCCGCUCACCCCAGGUCGGCUGGAGCAGUACGAGGCAGCCCUAACACGCGAUAUUCUCGAGCUGGACGUCAUUGUAGAGAAGCGACGACGACGCGAACUUUGGGCGGAGGCGAGCCCGGAGGCAGCAGCGGCAGCGGCAAAGGCGGUUGCAACGCCGUCACGCCGGCCAUUGAGCGGCGCUGCUCAGCGCCGCGCAAUGACGACCCCCGCUGUCACUACUGGGCCGCUGCCAUCUCGCGUGGGCAUCACCACCGUUGUCACUGCCUCGACCCCGACCCGCACGAGAAGGUCAAGCGCAGGCAACACCCGCGCCGCGCUCCGCUACAACGGCCCGAUAGCCUCAGCGCGUCGCAGCCAUCCCAACGACUACGGCAGCAGUAAGGCCAAUGAGUUGGAGUCUGCGGCGGCGGAUGGACGCGGCAGCGGGGACACCUCAUCAACUGCGCCGCCCACACCACGUGCGGAGACGACCCCCUCGCCGUCGAUCUCUUCGCCCUUGUUUCGCGUUCGCACAGCAGCCGGAGUGCGUUGGCAGCCGCAGCAGCGGCCUAGUGCUCGUGCCUCCUACACCUCCCACACCUCUAACGCGGCCAGCGUGUCGGCGGCGGUGCGGAGGCCGGGUGCGGCGGAUAGCGGCAACGAGGACGCCGAGGCAGCCCCGCACCACUCGAGCUCGACGCGGCUGCCAGGCGAUGCAGCACGCAUCGCCAUGAUGGCAUUGCAGCGCAGAUACGAGCAGCUACUCGAAGAUAUCGUGGCACAGCCAGCACCGCAGCCCCCUGCAACGGCCGAGAGUGACGAAGGUGACAACGCCACGGACGGCGAAGUGCUCAUGAAGGCGCACUCGCGGCACAACUACAGCGCGCGUCGGCAUCAGUAUCCUCAUCAGCACCUCAGCCGAGAGCAAGGCGAGGGAGAACGCAAUCGCGGAGCUGCGUCCUCUUCCUCUACGCAAGGGAGGCGGUCUGCUCCAGCACCGACGCAGGUCGAUGCAAUGAUGGAGGCUGAGGAGGCGCGCUGUUCCGCAGCGCUGCGGGCCGAGUACUACCAACCACCGCAACGCGAACAAAACCAGCAGCAGGAGCCGUCGAAGACCAUGGAGCGGGUGCCUCUCACUCCUGCAACGCACGAGGCGGGUGCCGACACCGUCCCGGUGGCGCAUGUGGCAGCGCCGUACGCGCAAGCGCUGCGACCGUCGUGCGCCGCCUGCCGUCCGCAACAGCUAAACGAGUACAUUACCUUGGGGCUGCUCUCGAUGAUGCGCGGGUGUGCCGACGAAUGUGUCGACACGGCUGCUGUUGCUGCCAGUGAGACCGCGGCCAAUCUGCGACAAGCUCACGCGCGGCCAGUCACGACACCCACGCUCGUGCAGCGGCGCAUACGCGAAGACCUCUACGCCGCCCCUCGGCGUUGCUCACGUCGCCGGAUGACGCAGGCAGGCAGAAAGCAGAAGGCUACCUGCUCCGACGGCAACACUGCAGCGGCCCCGCCGAUCACGUCGGUCUCGGCCUCGUGCGGUGUCGUUCUGUCGUCGAUGCACGCGCAGAGCGCGGACGCGGCAGCGGCGGGCCGCGACGUCGGCUUGUCGCCGCAAGCUGGAACGGCGCCCUUGCCCCUGGCGCAGCUAACGCACUCCUUCACACCUACCCCAGUGGUCAUCGACAGUGCCUUGCUCACAAGGCUGAUGCGGCGGGAGCGCCGUGCGCGGCGUGAGCGCGCUUCGCAGGAGCAGGAAGCAAGGUACACACUUCAGCGGCUCUACAUUGUGGAGACCAUACUGGUGCUGCGUGCCAUGGAUAAGGCGGCGGCGAUGCAGGAGCAAGAGGCGCCAGCGGCACCGGCGCUGCCAACGAGUCAGGCCCUAGCCAGCGCUGCGACAGCACCCGUCAACGACAGAGGCGGCAACAGGAGCGGCAGUCGCUGUCCGCUGGCUGCAACACGAAGCAGCGGAGACGCGAGCGUCGAGGCCGACGGCGGUGCUGCUAGGGAGCCGGUGGUAGCAAUCGUGUCCGUGUCGCAGCAGCCGCGUGAAGAGGCCUCUGCGAGCGAGGAGGAACACGUUGCAGCGGCUGUUGUUGUCGUGUGUGGCGACGCCGCCGCCGCCGCCGCCGCCGAGGGUGCGCUGCACGUGACGCCGGCGUCCCAAGGUGGUGAGGGCAAGGGCACACAAAACGAAAGCGCGCGUGCCGCUGUGGCGCCGCUGCCAAUGCGCGACACCACGGCGCGGUCGCUUGCCAUGGAUGCGUCGGAGAUGCGGUGCGGAGUGGAAGUCGACACGGUGGAGCGCGAUGCGGGCGACAGCUCAUCUUCGUCGGCUUCGCCAGCGGUGCUGGUGACACCGUCGCCUCAGACAGCUGUUGCCACGGAGGUUGGUGGCGAAGUCAAGCAGGCUAAGGACCACGGCGGCGAUGUCGAUGUCGCAGAGAGCAGCAGCAGCAACCGCAGUGCCUCAUCAGUGCUGUCCUUUCACGUAGAAGACAGCCAGGAAGGUGCUGCCCUGCAACAGCCCGGCCCUGGAUCUGACGGCGCAGAUAAGGAUCAUUACCCUGUGGCGGCGUCGGGCAGCUCAGCUGCGGCCGCCCCCGCCGCUGCAGCGCAGCCGUCCUCGGACGAGUCUACCUCGCCAGUAACUGCGGCCGUGGAUAGCCUAGCUACACCGUCCACUGCGUCGCCGCAAGCGGCCGAGGGGCGACCCUUGUCAAUCGACAGAGGCGAACCCAUCACUGACAGCGACCGUCACGGCACCCUUGACGAUGUCGACGGCGCCGCUGGCACGGUGGACGACGCACUCGAUGGCCACGCUGCUGCAAGCCCACCCUCUGCGGGGAAGCACGCCAAUGCAGCGCCUCACCGAUCUCCUCCGCCGGUGCCGUCAUCUUCUUCCGCGGCCUCUGCAGCAUCGUCCUCGCCAUCCCGCAGCCUGCAUGUGGUCGAAGUCCUGGAGGCUGUACGAGCAACGACGCUUGUGCCAGAAGGCGAGGGUGCCGUGGGUGCAUCGCACAACGCAGACGACGCAGGUGCGACGGACCUGGAAGCAGUGGCCCGUGCCGCCAUCCAGACCCCAGUCACGCCCGUCGAGGCGACAACCAGUACGGCCCUAGCAUCGGCUGCUGCUGCAGAGGCGAUACCGGAAUCUGUGCCACCACCGAGCGCCGGAGACGACCCGAGGCGGGCACUGGAGGGCCCACGACCGUGGAAAAGAGAGCAGCGGCAGCAGCAGAAAAUGGCCACCGCCAGUACACGGUCCGCUGUGCCAGCCUCGCCGCGCCGCGUGCGCUUCUCCCUUCAGUCGGAGGUGGUGAGCAGCGACGCUGGCGAGGUCAAGGAAGUUAGCGGUGCAUCGAAGCAGACGUGCUGGGAGGGGCGAGCAACGUCGCCCACAGCCGGUGGCCCGCAGACGAUGACGCCUGAGCCCUUCAAGCGCGCCGCCGCCGCCAAGGAUGACCUCGCUAUCGAUCUGUUGGAGAAGCUCAACGGUCUGGAUGCACUACUCCUCCACAGCUUCCCGACCUACUUCACCACCGGCACCGAUGAAGACGGCCUCCCCGGCGUCGUUAUGCGCCCCCAUCGGCACCUGCCGUUCGUCUCGCCUCAGCCGCUGCAGCCAUGUCGAUCGGCACCAUCGCGGCACCUCUCGGACAGCAUGCCUCCACUAGCAGAGGGACGCGAGACGCCACCGGCGUCCGCAGCAGGCGCAGCAGCGGCAGACGCGUCGCCGUUCGAUGCGCACGCAAGUGCCCUCUGUGGCCACCGCACGUCGCCGCGGCUGCCGCCAGGGAGUCUAGCUUCGCAGCUGCGCCGCAAGUACGGUCUGCCCCAGCCGGUGCAGCAACGUCGCCACGAUCACUCUGCGGAAUUCACGCUGGGCCUUCCCGCAGCAGCAACACCGAGUGUAGCUGCGGCGCCCUCAACACCCCCGUCCGCGUCUGCGUCGGGCUCAUGGCCGUCGGCGGUGCCCGCUGCGGAACGUCCCUCCCCGCAGGAGGGCAUCGACGCUUCUCACCUUGCGGUGCGGCGCUCAGUGUGGUUCUAA